This is a messenger RNA of Loa loa (African eye worm), 2418 nucleotides long. RefSeq lists its product as hypothetical. Bases 160 to 2217 code for a protein of 685 amino acids. Gene Ontology annotation, biological process: 7-methylguanosine mRNA capping. The record is from RefSeq and is a predicted model, not a curated record. Gene Ontology annotation, molecular function: methyltransferase cap1 activity. NCBI's taxonomy places the organism in Eukaryota, Metazoa, Nematoda, Chromadorea, Rhabditida, Onchocercidae. Gene Ontology annotation, cellular component: nucleus; cytoplasm. The transcript has 13 exons.
UUUUAGGAUGUAAUUAUGCAGUUUAUUCUCGAGUUCCUUCAUAAAUUUCCAUUGAAAGCUACUUUUGUUCUGGUCCAUGGGCUGUUGAUGCAUGAAUACAGAUUUAUGCUGAUGUUAAAUGCAUAAAGAGUUACAAAGUAGCGCAGCAGUACUCCUUGCAUGGCUGAAAUAGAACAGUUGAAAUCAAUUUAUGGGCAAGUGGUGGCUUCGUUAUUCUCUAAGCAAGUGAGAUUGAAACCUUUGCCUGUCGAUGAAUCGUCUAAAACUUUUACGGAUGAGGAACUGGCUUCUCAGUCAUGGAAUCUCUCCAGCUCUUUGAAUGACUUGAGGGAAAUGAUCCCGAGUAAUCAUCUAGACGACUGGCGAAAACAUACUUCAUUUACGCAUCCGCUACGUUCUUUUAUUCGCGAACGUGCAAAGAGUGCCUAUAGCACGGAAUAUAGUACUCAAGCCUUCUUCAAAUUUUACGAAAUUUUAAUGCGCUUCUCUCAUCUUUGCUUUCUUUGUAGUGAUACGAAACAUAUCAGAAGUUUUCACUUAUGCGAAUCACCUGGUGCCUUCAUUUCGGCUCUCAAUGUUUAUUUGAUAUUGCAGAAAAAUACGCUCCCUUGGCAGUGGUACGCAAACAGCUUGAAUCCUCAUUACGAGUGGAAUUCAUCAUUUGACAUGUUUCUGGAUGAUGAGUUGAUCACAAGUACAUAUCCGAACUGGUUUUUUGGUCCUGACAAUAGUGGUAAUAUAUUGAAAUGGACCGACGAAUACAUUAGCAGUAUUGCUGAAAAAGUUGGCAAAUUCUCUUUAAUAACUGCAGAUGGGAGCGUGUAUUGCCAGGACAACCCGGCAGAGCAAGAACGCAUCAUCUUUCCAUUAUUACAGAAAGAGAUUGAUAUAUCAUUAUCACUACUCCAAACCGGUGGUACAUUUAUUGUAAAAAUGUACACAUCAUUUCUUAAUGAUACCAUAACGUUGUUGAGUCGUCUGCUUAUGUUCUUCAAAGAGGUUCAUGUCAUAAAACCUUCAUGCAGUAAACCAGGAAAUUCUGAGGUUUAUCUGUUAUGCACAAGUUACACAUCAUGCGAGCAAUAUGAAGAAAGCACAGAAUUAUUUACGUCUUGCAGGAAGACUUUGUUGGAAUGUUCGAAAUUUUUUGUGGAGCAUCAGAUGCAAAUGAUUUACUUCAACAUAGCGACUUUUGAUAAAGUCGGGAAUGAUUUGAAAGAUUUCAUUGAACAGAAGAAGAUACAAGCAGCAGAAAUUUAUGAAGAGAUGAUGACCACAUCAAAUUUUGAAAAAUUUGCUGCUGAACUUUUCUCAGCUUCUUUCACUCUCCAUAAAAGACCUAAUCCAUGGAAAUUUUCAAAGCUUGGUGGUUUUAUCGAAGGAUUGCGAAAUAUCACCACUCAAGAGGCUCAGAUUUUGAUUGAAAAUAUGAUAGUCGACGAUUUUAUAAAAGGGGAUAAUGCUGUAGCAGAGCAGAAAUUUGACAUAUUGGCUUGUUGGAUUUGCGAUUCAUGUCAGUGGGUUGAUGAUUUCUGCGCGAACGAGUGCAGUUUGGAAGAGAUCCUGAAGAUGGGUGAUGCACCAUCAGAAAGGAGCAUAAAACAUACACUAUUUUUAGAACCAAAGACUUUGGCAUUGUUGAAAUGUACCUCCCUGGAAAUCCUAGAUAUCUGUUCUACUUUUUCCUCAUAUAGCGCUGAUGUGAGUUUUGAAGAACUGGAAACAGCGCUACAACGCAAGUCAGCACAUGAAAUCAGUCCAUCUAUACUCAAAUCUCAAAUUGACUGGAUAUCACUCCUCGAAGAAAUAUUUCUUUGUGCAUUGAAUCGGCAGGAUUCAAAGUUGCAAAUAAGAAUUCCUUCUUCUUCGUUAAUGCUGACUCGCUUUACCGUCUCAUUCAUGGCAUUCUGUUCUCUGUGUUAUGAAAAUGUUGCAUUAUUGUGUUCUAAAGAGAAUUCUCCAUUGGCGUUUAGUCAGCUAAUAUGCUGUAGUCCUAUGUUAAUCGAGUUGGAUCGCAUGUUUAUCAGUUUGUGCCAGAAUGUCAGUUCAGAUGUGAACACUUUUACGCAUCGGUGUUGCGUUAUAAUCGGUUCAUGGCACGAAAAAUGCUUGCAAAGUGCAAGUUAUAAUGUGCAUUCAAUUAUUGAUGCAGUUAAUUUGAAGCUCAAAUUCGAGUGCAACGAAAUUCACUGCUAUCGAGUUAAGAAAGAUUUAUGACAUUUGAUUUGAUGUGAAAUAGGUUUUAAGUUUUCUUGAGCUCUUCCAUUUCUUUUUCAUUGCAAAGCUAAUUGCUAUGUUUCAUAUUUCGACGAUAGAGACUUGGAAUAAAUUUAAUUGAACUUUAACUCAUUUUCUUCGGCAAAUUUACACAGGAGAAUGCACUGCUACCUGGAUGGUUUUGAUGUUAGUACUUCCAGC